Messenger RNA from Bombus impatiens (common eastern bumble bee), 2257 nucleotides. RefSeq names its product lachesin (gene Lac). The transcript has 7 exons. Gene Ontology annotation, molecular function: axon guidance receptor activity. Bases 183 to 1274 code for a protein of 363 amino acids. The record is from RefSeq and is a predicted model, not a curated record. Gene Ontology annotation, cellular component: neuronal cell body; axon; plasma membrane. Gene Ontology annotation, biological process: synapse organization; homophilic cell-cell adhesion. NCBI's taxonomy places the organism in Eukaryota, Metazoa, Arthropoda, Insecta, Hymenoptera, Apidae.
AUACGUUCUAAAUCUUUCGGUUACGGUAUUUCGUUUGAUUAGAGAUAUAGCGUCAUUCGCCAUAUUUAUUUUCGGUCAACAGACACCUGUACUGUUAGUAGGUGGAAAUAAUAUUGGUGAAGAAAGGUGAAGAUUAUUAUUAUUCCAGCUUUACUGGAACAUUACAACAGGGGUGUGUCAUAAUGAAGACUUUUUAUACAUUUUUGGCGUUCGCCUUUUUAUAUGCAGUUAAAAGUCAACGUACACCGACAAUAUCUUAUAUUUCCCAAGAGCAAAUUAAAGAUAUUGGUGAAACUGUAGAGUUCCGUUGCUCAGUUUUAUAUGCACCUGACUUUCCAGUUGUAUGGACAAAAAUUAAUAAAAACGUUGCUAAUGACCAAUUACCACUUUCGCAUGGUAGUACUUUAAUUAUAAGAGAUACUAGAUUUACCCUCAAAUAUGACGAUGCCCUAUCUACCUUUAGAUUACAGAUAAAAGAUAUUCAAGAGACUGAUGCUGGAUUUUAUCAAUGUAAAAUUUUGAUAUCUUUGAAUAAUUAUGUAUCUGCAAAUGUUGAAUUGCAAGUUCGUAGACCACCUAUUAUUAGUGAUAAUUCAACCAGAGCUCUAGUUGUCACUGAAGGGCAACCUGUGCAGCUUGACUGUUAUGCUGGUGGUUUUCCUACACCUAGAAUCUCAUGGCGUAGAGAAAAUAAUGCCAUCUUACCAACUGGUGGAUCAAUUUAUCGUGGCAACACAUUGAAAAUUUCUACAAUUCGUAAGGAAGAUCGUGGGACAUAUUAUUGUGUAGCUGAAAAUGGAGUAGGUCGUGGGGCUAGACGUAAUAUUAAUGUUGAAGUUGAAUUUGCUCCUGUCAUCACAGCUCCAAGACCACGACUUGGUCAAGCCUUACAAUAUGACAUGGAUCUAGAAUGCCAUGUAGAAGCGUAUCCUCCACCAGCUAUCGUUUGGUUAAAAGAUGAUGUUCAAUUGUCUAAUAAUCAGCAUUAUAGUAUAUCACAUUUUGCAACCGCGGAUCAAUAUACUGAUACAACGAUUAGAGUGAUCACAAUUGAAAAAAGACAAUAUGGAGAGUAUGUGUGCAGAGCUGCUAAUAAAUUAGGAACUGCAGAAACAAGCGUUGAAUUAUUUGAAACUACUGUCCCUGUGUGUCCGCCAGCUUGUGGUCAAGCCCUUUAUUAUGGGGCUGGAGUAGUACCAGUUUCUUCAGGGCCUUUGGUAGUCUUAGUUUUAUUUAUUACAGUUGUUAUGAGAAAUUUCUACGCCAAAUAUUAAUUAUCCCGGACUUCAGUGGGCGGCAGGAAGUCAAUGCAACUUAUCGAAAUGGUUGCUAAUAGCACUAUGGUUCACCAUUGUGAAUAGAUAUUAGAAACAUUACUUAUACAACAACUUUAGGGGCCUAAUUUGUUUUUAACUCCUAUUAGAUGAUUAUUUUUGUAGUUAUGAAUAAUGAAAUUGAAUAAUUAUUAGAGACUAAAAAUUUUAGGGGCCAACAAUAUAGUAGAUGUUGGCAAGGUACAAACAGCAUUCUAGAAAGAUACAUAGUGAUACAUAGCGAAAAAAUUAAUGAUAUUACUAAUAGUUUGAGAUUUAUAUAUAUAAAUAUAUAUAUAGCCUUUUUUCAUAUAUCAGCACAACUGAUAUAUUCGUGAAAAAGUGAAAAAGUGAUUGAUAAUAAUGUUACGAACAUAUAUCAGCUUUUAACAUAGUUUGUAGGAGUUCAAUUCGUACAAUUCAUACAAUUUGACACAUUCGAGACUGAUAUAUUUUGACAAGACCGUCCUUAGCGGCAGCUAACAUUUUUACAGCUAUAAUAAGAAAUUAAAUAGCGUAAGAACAAGAUAAACAGAUUUUAAAAUUAUUUUCGUCUAAAAAGCGUUACAGCCCAAAUAGUGAGUCGAUAGUUAUUGAAAUCUUUUUCAUACUAGAUAGGUGAUGAGUCACCACGUAAGUUGUAAGCGUAGAAUAAUAGUUGUUAACCCUCUACACCCGAGUUUUUUGUCGAUUAAAUAACGACGCCAAAUAUUAUCUGUGCCUGGGAGAAGUACUUCCAGUACAAAGGGUUAAUACUCCAAAAAAAUGAGCACAAUUAAUGUGGAGAUAAUUAUGAAAUCAUGAACAUAAAUAUUGUUAUUCCUGUUUUAUGUUUGUGAAAGUAUGAAGAAUCUACAACAGAAUAACUUUGCUAAAGCACAUAUAUAAUAUAAGAAAAUUAUCUGUAAGUACUACAUAUAAUAAAUUUUUUCAGUAUUCCUUAA